Papilio machaon (common yellow swallowtail) is the source of this 2634-nucleotide messenger RNA. RefSeq names its product armadillo repeat-containing protein 3. Gene Ontology annotation, molecular function: protein binding. The transcript has 17 exons. NCBI's taxonomy places the organism in Eukaryota, Metazoa, Arthropoda, Insecta, Lepidoptera, Papilionidae. The record is from RefSeq and is a predicted model, not a curated record. Bases 18 to 2591 code for a protein of 857 amino acids.
UAUAAAUAUUUUCUACGAUGGCGAAACCUUUGCAGAAAGAUAGAGAAAACAGAUCCGCCGAUAAGAAAGAUUUGACUUUCCAUCCAUAUAACAUCACCCCGGAGACUGCUAAGACUGCGGUGUUACUUCUGGAGUCUCCUGAACCAGAGAUAUUAUGCCAGACGUUACGCGCGAUCACAAAAUUCUCAGCGCAAGACAUGCUGAACCGUCAACUGCUGUUUGAUCUAAACGCGAUCCGGUACAUCCUGCCACACAUCGACCACGCCGAGCUGAACAUCCGCCGGUUCGCGUUGAAGGCCCUCGCACAGCUGUGCCAGCUGCCGCACGCGCCGGAGGUCGUGCUUGAUAACCCUCAGAACUUGAGGAAGAUUGCUUUGAUGCUCGUCAAAGUGGAAGACAUAUUCGUACUGGAGUUUGCGUCGCUGGUGCUGAGCGAGCUGACGCGCGAGCCGCUCGGCUGCGACCAGCUUGUCUCCGCCAACAUCCUUAACACGCUCUUUAACCGCAUGAAGAACAGCUCUGACCCUGAUGUGCAGAAUAAUUGCUUGCAGACUCUAAGCAACCUACUGGCUGACCCAGUGUGCGCGUCGGAGGUGACGAAAAGCAACCAGUUCAGCUGGGUGUCACUGCUAGCGCUGAUGCAGAGCGAGUACCUGGCCAUCCAGCACGCCGCGCUGCGUACCGUCGAUCAGCUCAUCCGGCGCUAUAAAGAUUACGCGGUCCAGAAGACCUUUAGAGCAUCUACUGGAGUGCUGGACUUGUGUGACAUUUUAGAGUCGUAUGAAUUCCGCGACGUGCACACGGAGGUGCUGGGUGUCCUGCGCGACUACGCUGAGACGGAGGAGAACGCAGCGCACUUGUACCAAUCGGGCUGCGUGCUACGACUGCUCGCCUACCUCGAUAUGGCGCUACCGGCCAUGAAACCGCACUGUCUCGCGGUCCUCACCAAAAUGUCCUUUACUGCCAACGGGAGAGAUGCGCUAUACCAGACAGGCACGGAUCUGGUGUUCUGCAGCCAACUUCUGAGCACGAACGCCGACCUGUUGGCGGACGCUGCGAUGGGCGUCGCAAACAUGACCAAACUGCUGCCCGCUGCCGUACGCAUGUCCGAUACGAACAUCAUUGAGGCGCUUUGUGGUAUUUUGGCCGACGACGCGGCGCCGUGGUUCUUCGUACGCAUCAACUCGCUGCGCGCAUUGGCCGAGCUCUGUCGAAUCAUACCCAAGGCCGCCUAUAGGCUGGUAGAACCCAGCACCUUCACUACGCUCAGGAAUAUCAACAAGAAGGUGGCGGACUCUCCAAUCGAGGCGCAGCGCGUGGCGGUUCAGUGCUACAUCAACCUGCAGAGCUACCACGUCAGUAUGGCCGCCAUGCUCAACGCCGACUUCAUGCAAGAGUUGCUUAACAUACUGAAGCGAAUCGAUAUAACAUUGAAAAUGAUGACGUGUACUGCGCUCUGUGGUCUGAUGGCCGAAGAUGUGAGCAAGGAAUUGUUCACAGCAAGGAAAGGGGAAGAGGUGAUAUCAAACAACCUACUGAUAGAGCACGUGGGUUUACGCACGGCGCUGUGCGAGAUGAUCACUGGGAGCGUGACGGAUGAGGGCGCCGACGUCUACCUGGACCUCGGCACUGUGCAUUACAUGGUAGAGAACAAGCAGGCGCGGUACGUCGUGGCCGCGUGGGAGCCGGCAAUUGAGGCAAUAUUCCAGCAGCACCCUUCCGCCAAGCUGGCGUACACUGGCCGGCUGGACAUCAAUGAUAAGACUAGGGACGGAUUCUACGUCCAGAAGCGACUAUCCAGUCCGUUCCCUACAUUACGUGCUUUAUUGGAAGUGGCGGAUCCGAGUCAAGACCCGGUGUUUGUGUGCUCUUUCCAACCUCCUGACGCUGAGAGCAUUUCAGCUGUCGAUUUGAGAACACCGAAAUAUUCGCCGACGUCGAGGUCCGAUCGCAGCUUAAGUCCCGGCCGACUGCUAGAUGACAAAAAUCUUCGUCACUAUUUGUUGCGCUUACGGAUCUGGUUCGGUGAUCCAUCUAAAUCUUUGCACUAUCUGGAAAUAGAAGACGCACAUUAUGAAGUUAGAUACCGCGACAAGUGUGCGGAGGUGUCGACAACACUGAAGCAGAAGGCGGCACUUCUGGCGGAGUACGUGGCGGAGGUGAUGAGCGGCCUCACACAGGAGCGCGAUUGCUCAAUGCCCAGCGUGCAUCUACACCUUGCUGAUAUUAUGAUGGAGCUGCGUUCAAACAUCAUAGGGUUGGGUUUCGUGAAGUGCGGCGGGGCGCUGGAGCGGGCGCUGCUGUACAAGGUCCUGGCUGACCGCGCGGGGCUGCCGUGCGCGCUGGCCAGAGCCUGCAGCGCACGCGCCUGGUGCGAGGUCGCCGUGCCUGAGCCAGACCCGGAGGAGUCCGAUGUUGAACAGAAUUAUCCAGCAGGCUUGUUACGAGCUAACUACGUGGUAGACCUGACGCAGUGUCCGGGCAGGCUGCUACCUAUAGGUGGCGUUGAUGCGAAGCUGAUCUGCGGCCCCGCGUGCGACGCGCUAUACACUGCGCGCUCGCCGCCUGACAUUUGUAAAUGUACCAAAUAAACUGCAGCAAUGUAUGCGUAUCAUAUUUUAUUAUUAGCUCGUU